UAUCCAUCCAUCCAUCCAGGCAGCGCCGGCCCUCGACCACUGGAGCGUGGCCGGGGAGGCGCACAGUGUGUACCAUGAGCCGACCGACACUGCUGGUUUUGCUCCUGCUGCGUGCAAACAAUGAAGACAUACACCCACACAUGCACACCCACACCCAUACACACGCAGAGACCGAUGGACCGAGUCAGUCCGUCUUCCCUCCUCAGCCAUGGAAAAUUGCACUGUUGCAGGUCGGCCACUGUCCACUCCCACCAUACAUACCGUAUAACGUAGCGAUCGACGUGUGGAUCCGUCCAUCUCAUCCAUGGUCGCACGGGUCGUGAAGGGCACGAAAAAUGGGCCUGCGCUGCACGCAGAUAGAUAGAUGCACCACACACACGCGCGGGUCAAUGCAUCCACUCAUCUCAUGCAGCAGGCGGCGAGCAGCAGAGGCACCAACACACACACACGUACACCACCCAGCAGCACUCGACGCACGGCACCACACAUCGUGUUCGUUCGGGUCGCCGGCCCAUCGCCCGGCUAUCGCCCAUCGCUCGCGCGCCAUCCCAUCGAUGGAUGGCUUUGUUUACACCCUCCCUACAUCAACGAGGCAGCCAGCCAGCCAGGCACACAACCACUUGCACCAGACAGACUCACAGGGUGACAUGAAAAAUCACCACACACAUGCGAUGCACCACCCCCUCCCAGGCCCACGCCCACACUCACACGGCAACCGACAGAAAAACAUCAGCAUACACAUGGAUGCAGUAGGAAAGGACACGUGGCAGUCAGGCCACGCACCCACAUACACGCACCGGUACCCAUCUCUCUCGCCCUCCCUCCCUCCCUCCCUCCUGCGUCAGUCAGUUAUGCUAUGAGUACUGUGCGAGGAACUGGUCGUGGAAGUCCUUGAUGCGGUCCAACACACCUCCUAGCUUCGACUCCUGCACACACACCGUACCAUCGCCACACACACACGCCAAUGACAGUGUGACUGAGUGUCUCAGUUUGUCACACUUCUACCUACCUCAGGCAGGAUGGUCAUUCGGUAGUGCAGGCUGCCCGGCCGCUGGCCGAACCCGCUGCCAGGCACCACUAUCACACCUGCACACACAGAGAGAGAUACACACACACGAUGGAUCAGGUCAGCACGCCCCUCCCUCUCUGUCUGUCUGUCUUUCUCUCUCUCUCUCUGUGUGGGUGUGGGUGUCGCUGACUGACUGACUGACCGGUGUGUUCGAGCAGCUGCAGGCAGUAAAACAUGUCGGGCUGCUGCCCCGCCUGCCUGGCAGCCUCGAUAGCCCGCGGCGGCAGCUCUAUCCGCGGGAAGGCAUACAUAGCACCCUCAACCCGCUGCACACACAUACACGGGACACACACACACAUACGCCACCGUGCUGGCUGCAUGGAUGUCUGAGGGUGGGUGGCGGAUGACGUGUGUACCUGGCAGGAGACGCCCUUCAUUUCGUUGAGUUUGCGGUGGACGAGGAUGGCCUUCCGCUGGAGGGCGCUGAAGAUCGCACGCCGCUCGCGGGUGUACUGGUCGUACGAAGGCGAUCCCGGCUCGGGCGGCGUCAGGAUGGACGCUAUCAUGGCCUGACAGACACACGGAUGGAUGGAUGGACGGACGACACAAGGGAAGGUUGGUGUGAUGUGAUGUGAUGCGCUGUGGGUCUGUCUUUCUGUCAUUGGAUGUGCCUACCUACCUGUCCGAGUGUGUUUGCGCAGAGGCUGAUUGAGAAGAGUUUGUACAGCUGCUCGAUGACGGCCUCGUCGACGUUGUGUGCGUGGAGCAGGCCGCCCCGCACACCGCACUCGCCCGUCACGCCCUUGGAGCUCGAGUGGAACGUGAACAGCUCCAAAGGAGACGACAGAUCCGCCAACACCUGCACACACCACACCCACACACACAGACGGACAUCCGUGUGUGGCUGGCUGGAUGGGUCUUUAUGAGUGUGUGUGGUCCCCUCUCUCCCUGACCCGUCUGAACGGCACGAAGGGCUUCUCGUCGAGGUAGACGUUGUCCUGGUAGACCUCAUCGGCGAGCAGCACGAGCUUCUCCCUCUCGCAGAAUUCGACCACGUCCACCAUCUGCUGCCGGGUGAGGAUGCCGCCAGUGGGGUUGCCCGGAUUGAUGACCACCAGCGCGCGCACGCGGCCGCCCGCCUGGCGCGCCUUGUCCAACGCCCCCUGGAGCUCGCCCAUGUCCAGGCCCCACUGAUCUUCCUCCUAGCAGAUGGACAAAUGGACCGAUGGAUGACACAAGACUCGACUCGUGCGGGUGUCUGUCACUGACUUUGAGAUAGUAGCCGAUGGCGCGUCCGCCGAGUCGUGUGAUGGUGGCGGAGUAGAGGGGGUAAUGCGGGAUGGGAAUCAUGACGCCAUCGCGGCUGCUCUCGAGCAGCAGCUCCAACACCGUGCGCACCGCCGGGCUCGCACCUGCCACACACACACACACACACACACACACAGAGAGAGAGAGAGAGAGAGAGAGGGGGAUGGAGAGGUAUAGAUGCGUCGGCAUUGCAUGCAUUGGGUUGCGUGCCUUAGAGUGUGCACCGUACCGUCAGUGAGCAUGAUGUGUUCCGGGUCAGUGAGGAUGCCGUCCCUCUUGGUGAACCACCUGGCGAUGUCCUCACGCAACUGCGGGAUGCCUGCAGGCAGGCAGGCACGCAACACACACACACACAUAUCUCAUGUGUGUGGCCGGCGAUCGGUCUGUCUGUCUGUCUGUCUGUGGUGUGUGACCUUUGCUGUGGCUGUAGGCCCCGAAUGACGGGAAUGACUUCAAGUAGGACCUGGCGCGGCUCACCACAUCUGCUGGGAAGAGCCCGGGCUGGUCCAUCAAGUGGGGAUUCGUCACACACGCCAGGACCUGCAGCAAUCCGAUCGGAUCCAUCACACACAACACACAUGGGCAGGGCUGGCGAUCUGUACUCUCCCGCCCACGUCACGUCACGUCACGUGCCUGUCUGUUGAAAGCGAUGGGCUUCUGUCCGACCGCCUGUGGGUUGCCGAUGUUGGCCGGGAUGAUCUCACUGAACGGCAGGGAACCUGACAAUGCAUCAUGACACACACACGCACCGACAACAAACACGUCAUGAAUCGAGCCAUCGAAUCGCUUGCAGAUAGUUGAGUCGAUCCCUCCCCCUUUCAGUCACCAGGGUUGUCCCGCAGCUGUUUCGCCAACUCCCACGAGCGCGCCACCACCGCCCCCCUCACGGCAUACUGCACACACACGUCCACACACAGACAGACAGAUGGAUGGACCCAUUGCGUGUUUCUCCCCUGGUGGGCCCGAGGAGGGCUGACCUCGGUGUCGCGUAUCCUCUGCGGCACAUCGUCGAUGGUGAGUAUCGGCCCGCACACGCCGGCGGGGUGGCCGUCGUCCUGGGCAGGGGUCGGCGACUCCAACUCCCGCUCGUGGCUGUGGUCCGACGUCGCCUCUGACACAUGACACGCAUCCGUCGACGCGUCAGACCUGCACACACAUACACACACACACAUAUGCUGCAGGUCUAGUACACACAGCAUGUUGAUCCCUCGAGGAGGAGGACUCACUUGGUCUUGGGUCUUGCGGGUUUGGUGACCUUCAAGCCGUCCUCCGUCUUGCCAUUGGAGGCGUCGGAGUGCCCGGCGGAGGCCGGCUUGUCCACAACCAUCGAACCGAAGGUCUGACACUGACUCACAGAUGACAGCUCUCGCUUUUCCUGAGGAGCUACAAGAUGACGAGAGAAGGGUAACCAGCUUCUCUGCAGUCGCUACCCGAACUUUU
Vitrella brassicaformis is the source of this 3757-nucleotide messenger RNA. The record is from the annotation of a GenBank genome assembly. Lineage: Eukaryota; Vitrellaceae.